Molecule: messenger RNA, 1893 nt
Organism: Dufourea novaeangliae
Lineage: Eukaryota; Metazoa; Arthropoda; Insecta; Hymenoptera; Halictidae
Product: protein SPT2 homolog
Exons: 8
Coding region: 112-1893 (593 amino acids)
Biological process (GO): regulation of DNA-templated transcription; nucleosome assembly
Cellular component (GO): nucleolus
Molecular function (GO): histone binding; DNA binding
Source: RefSeq, a predicted model, not a curated record
GCAGAAGCACCGACGAGGUGGCAUUGAAAUAUAAAAUGCUAAGCCAACAUGUAAAUUUGAAAGACCCAUCGUGAUAUUUAUGUGUAUUGUAUUUUUCGAAUUUUCAUCAUAAUGGAUUUUGGUACUUUAUUGAGUGUGGCACAGAAAAAUGAAAACAGCAAGCAGUCGAUUGCUUGCUAUCAGUCGAAAUUUGCUCCACCCAAGAAACCAACUAAACAGGCUAAGGCUCUUUCCCACAACAUAAAAAAAUUUUUAGCUCGCAAAGAAGAGGAAGAAAAACAGAAAGUUUUAGAAGAAAAGAAGAAAAGAGAGAAUUUGUUGGCAUUAAGGGAUCAUAAAGCACAAAGUCGGAUAAACAAACAUUUGAAAGUAUGUAAGGCAGCAAACAAAUCUGCAAUAGCAGAUGCGAUCGACAAUGACAAUACAGCUGUUACAAUGGCAGGGCCAUCUCAACCCGACGAGGAUGAUUAUGGAUACGUUUCGCAAGAAGCUUCUGCGUUUUAUAAUCAGUUAAUGAAUAAAUACAAUAAUGCGCCUUGUCCAAAACCACUCUUCAGUGAAACUCGCAAGAAAACAGUAAAAGACAUCGCCUCUACAAAGGAUAGAGUGAAACAGGCUUUAAAGCAGCAAGAAGUAGAAGAAGCAUUAGGACAUCGUCGUAAAAGAAAAUCGUCUGGAAAAGAAGCUGAAAUACAACCGGAAGAAAAAAUUGAAAACAGUGAAAUAACUGAUAAAAAUACGCAACUUGAAGAUAAGAAAGAAAGAGAUGAGAAACCAAGGGCUAAAAAGAGACCUCCGCCUCCUCCAAUGGAUUUCAAUGAAUUGCUUAAAAUCGCGGAAAAGAAACAAUACGAACCGAUUGUGAUUGACGUGAAACCGAAAAUCGAAGAGCCGGAGAGACUAAUGACCAAGAAGCAGAUGAAAGAAUACGCAAAGGAGAAGGAAUGGCGAGAACGGAAGGAACAACGAAGUAAAGUAAGCACUCCAAGCAACAAAGAAGGAAACACGCCCACAGCUUCUAAAUUAAUCAAAACACAAGACACUCGUGGCACCAUGAACAGUUUCACUAAAAUCCCUAAAUUAACUGAAUCCUCGAUAUCGAAUAAAGCGCCUUCGAAAGCGGCACAUGUAUCUGAAUCACCGCUUCCAAAAAAAAUCGCCGAGAAAUCUAAUGAAAAUAAAUCUAAUUUAAGCAAGUCGAACGUUUCGAAAACAUCCGAGAAAGAUAUUCUUUUAGAAGAACGGAAACAAUUGGAAUCCGAGAGAAGAAGAUUGGAGGAAAUGCGACAAGCCAUUGAGGAGGAGAAAAAGAAAUUAAAAUUGAGUAAGAGUAAGAUCGAGGAUGUGAAAAAUGUGAAAUCAGAGAAAUUGCCAACAAAAGUAAAAGUGCCGGAAAGACAAAUUCCAUCGACAAGUAUUAAACAGAAGGAAGGUUCGGCGAUGAACGCGUCUAAACUUCGUACAGCCUUAAUGUCCAAUGGAAAAGUGAAACAGUUUCCUCCGACAGAUAUGAAACCAAUCAGGUCUAAACAGCCGGUUCCUUUGAAGGAUCAUAAAAAGGGAUUGGCCGUCCAUAAACGUCGUAUACAUGAUGAGGAUAAAGAUGAUUACGAUUCAGAACUUGAUGAUUUUAUUGAUGAUGAAGUAGAAGAGAAUUCAGAAGAUUACAGUAAAUACAUAAGUGAAAUAUUCGGUUAUGAUAAAAGUAAAUAUAAAUACGGAAACCACGAGGAUGACGAUGACGACCGCGGCAUGGAAAGUAGUUUUGCGCAACAACUUAAAGAGGAAUAUGUAUCUACGAAGAUAGGUAUUAUGGAAGAUUUAGAAGACAUGCGUAUGGAAGCUUUAGAAAAAAAAAGGAAAGCUAUGUUAAAAAAUAAAAUAAAACACUGA